AUGCCUUCCACCAGCAGUCCUCAUAUUCACAACUUUACUUUAAAAAAGUACUCCAAGUUUACUCACAACACCUGGAGUCACCAUCCAUACCGCACUGACUUGUCGAUAACAUUCAUUCAACCAGCCAAAGAUGGUGGCGGCAGCAGCAACACAGACAAAGACAUAGAAGUUGUUGUGCACUGGAAGGGAGUCCCCGUGGAUAAAUACACAUUAUUUGUGAAUGAUAGAGUGAGGACAUCAAUUUUAGUUAAGAGUCCAAACAUUGGCAUCAAACAAUGUCAUUUAACCAAAAGUGGUGAUUUAAUCUUUCGGUUUCAAAUCAGUCUUGUUGACGAUGCUGAGUUUGAAAAGUGUCACAGUUUUUUACGAAGUUGUCAAUUCAAACACACAAACAGUUUGAAUAUGGCUGAGGCUGGUUUAUAUCAAGGUUCAGAUGCAUCAAGCCAGAUUAGACAAGAAGUGGCUAGUUUGAAUUUUCCCCAUAGUCCCCCCACUGGAAACAAUACCCAGAGUAGCUUAAGGCACGUAUAUUUGACUGAUACAUUGCCAUAUCUGCCGCCCAAAUCAACUCAGUUUAAGGAAACAGAUAAGGUGUCUGACCUAUUGCAGCAAAACUUUUCGCAACAUCUGGUCCAACUGCUUUGGCCACUGCAAAUACAGGCAUGCUUGCAACCGUCACGGGCUACACAGCUUGCCCUUGAUUCACAAACCAUUCAGUAUGGUCAAGAGUUGACAUCACAGUCAGUUGAACCAACACAAACUCAGUCAUCCCUGCAGCAGCAAUUACAACAGCAAUUUCUACAGUGGCAACAAAAUUAUCAGCAACAAUUAACCCCAAACUACUCGAAAUUGCCACAGCCUCACCACUUUCAACAAUUUGUGCCCCCAAUUUCGGAAAAACCAUUACCACAACCUCCUUCAAUGUCACAACAACUGAACUUACAAAACUUCCAACCCCCUUCUGUAAUACAUGGAUCCCAAGCAACAGAGAAAGCCUCGGAAACGUCUACAACUCUCAUCGAUUCCAUUCCACUUAUUUCGAUAAAUAAUGUAGAGGAUUUAAAAUAUUUGACUGACUCUGAGUUAAGUACACUCAUAAAGAGACAAUGUCAACUGAGUGAGUUUAGAAAUCUUGUAAAGAGGCUAGACAAUAUUUUGGAGAAGAACAGUUGA
Molecule: messenger RNA, 1173 nt
Organism: Lodderomyces margitis
Lineage: Eukaryota; Fungi; Ascomycota; Pichiomycetes; Serinales; Debaryomycetaceae
Exons: 1
Coding region: 1-1173 (390 amino acids)
Biological process (GO): reciprocal meiotic recombination
Source: RefSeq, a predicted model, not a curated record